Perca flavescens (yellow perch) is the source of this 13129-nucleotide messenger RNA. RefSeq names its product splicing factor proline/glutamine-rich (gene sfpq). NCBI's taxonomy places the organism in Eukaryota, Metazoa, Chordata, Actinopteri, Perciformes, Percidae. The record is from RefSeq and is a predicted model, not a curated record. Gene Ontology annotation, molecular function: RNA binding. Bases 196 to 2277 code for a protein of 693 amino acids. The transcript has 10 exons.
CUCCUCCUGCUGAGCGGCGGACCAAUGAACUAAUCGGGGCGGCGCUCUCCGUCCUGGAGAGAGAACAACUCCUCCAGGCACAACCGUUAGUCGCCAUUUUGAGGAGCUCGACCAGCAGUUAGGAGACCGUUGUUACGCAGCACAUUUAUAACGUUUUUUGUAUUUUAAUUAUAGGGUUUGUUAAUAUAAGGAUCAAUGUCUCGAUACAACAAUAAUCGCGGCGGCUUUGGUAUGAAUAAUUUUCAGCAGCGCAGAGGCGGCGGUGGGCCCGGCGGUCCGAUGCGAGGUGGGCUAAUGGGAAACCCACAUUUCAGGAACCAUCCUUUCCAGAAUCAGAACCAAAACAGAAGGGGAGCAAAUAAUAACUUCAACAGAUCGCCUAAUCAGGGACCACAGACUCCCCAGAAGCCACAGUCGCUGCCUAUUAUGCCUCCGCCGAGUCCUGGCCCGGCUCUCACCAUGAAAGGCCCAAUGCAGCAGCAGCAGAAACCGGACCCGGUCCCAGCCCCAGCCCCGACCCCGACCCCGGCCCAGCAGACACCGACAACCCCUGCGCCUCAGCCGAAGAUUCAGUCGCCACCGCCGAAACCUAACAUGACCUCCCCUCCACCCAACGCUAAACUGGAACCCAAGAACCAGCAGCUGGCGUCCCCGGUAGCAAAUGCUAACGGACAGCAGCAGCAGAAGCAGCAGCAGCAGCCUCCACCACAACAGAGCCCGAAGCCUGGCCCCCAACAAGGCCCGAAGCCUGGCCCCCAUCAAGGCCCAAAGCCUGGUCCCCAUCAAGGCCCGAAGCCUGGCCCCCAACAAGGCCCCAAAGCUGGUCCCCAACAAGGUCCAAAGUCUGGCCCCCAACAAGGCCAGUCUUCUGGUCCUUAUCAAGGCCACAAGACAGGCCCUUAUCAAGGCCACAAGACGGGCCCAUAUCAAGGCCAGAACUCAGGGCCAUCGGGGAUGAAGCCCAGACAUGAGCCAGAGAAAAUGGCCACAGACAACGAUGCAGCCGAGUCAGAUGCGAGCCAGUCAAAGGCGUUCAGGGCAACACUCUCCAUGCUGCUGAAACCCGGUGAGAAGACGUACACACAGCGGUGUCGUCUGUUCAUUGGAAACCUGCCCAACGACAUCACAGAGGAGGAUUUCAAGAGGCUGUUCGCAAAAUACGGAGAGCCUAGCGAGGUCUUUAUCAACAAAAGCAAAGGCUUUGGUUUCAUCCGAUUGGAGUCCCGUGCACUUGCAGAGAUAGCAAAGGCAGAGUUGGAUGACACGCCAAUGAAAAACCGACCCUUGCGUGUCCGAUUUGCCACACACUCCGCAGCUUUGUCUGUGAAAAAUCUGUCACCGUUUGUUUCCAACGAGCUCCUGGAAGAAGCUUUCUCACAGUUUGGAAUGGUUGAGAGGGCCAUUGUAAUCGUAGAUGACCGCGGGCGUGCCACAGGCAAGGGUAUUGUAGAGUUUGCCUCCAAACCGGCAGCUAGAAAAGCCCUUGAUCGGUGCAACGAGGGUGUCUUCCUGCUAACCACGUCACCCCGGCCUAUUGUCGUUGAGCCUCUGGAGCAGUUUGAUGAUGAGGAUGGUCUUCCAGAAAAAUUGGCACAGAAGAACCCCAGAUAUCAAGCUGAGCGUGAGGAGCCUCCUCGUUUUGCUCGUCCCGGCACUUUCGAAUACGAGUACUCCAAGCGCUGGAAGUCCCUGGAUGACAUGGAGAAACAGCAGAGGCAGCAGGUGGAAAAGAACAUGCGCGAGGCCCGUGAGAAGCUGGAGAGCGAGAUGGAGGACGCGUACCACGAGCACCAGGCUAACCUGCUCAGACAAGAUUUGCUGAGGCGACAGGAGGAACUGCGGCGCAUGGAGGAAUUGCACAGUAAGGAGAUGCAGAAGAGGAAGGAGAUGCAGAUCAGACAAGAAGAGGAGCGGCGCCGGCGGGAAGAGGAGAUGAUUCGCAAUAGGGAGAUGGAAGAACAGAUGCGCCGCAAACGUGAUGAGAACUACAGGAUGGGCAACUUCAUGGAUAGGGACAGGGAAAUGAGAAUGAAUCCCGGUGGCGCUUUGGGCAUGGGUGAUAUGCCCUUUGGUGGUUCCAACCAGAAGUUCUCCAUGGGUGGACUGGGCUUUGAAGGACAGCAGGGAAUGGGACCAGCUUCAGCAGGCUUGAUGAGCAACGAAAUGCGCAACGAGCGCUUCGCCCAGGGUGGUCCUAGGGGAAUGGGUCCUGGUAACCCUGGGUUCGGCAGGGUCCGCGAAGAGUUUGAUGGUCCGGCUAAGAAACCCCGUUUUUAAACGCUGCUCUUUGAUGCUCCCAGCAGCACCCUUUGUAUAGAUUCUCCUCAACAAACAUGUUGAGUCGCAUUUCUUGUAUUUAAGUUUAAAUUGUUGCUACAUUUUAGCCUGACAAUUUACUCAUUUUAUGACGAAGUCAAUAUUUUCCUUUUUUAUUUUGUAUUGUCAGUAGUAUGGAAAGAUGGGACACCCUCGUGUGAUCGUUAGUUCUUUCUGACCCAUGUAUAAUUUUUUUUUCAGAUGUAUUAUGCUCUGUGAGUCGCCGUGAAGUGAUAACUGUAACAUUUUUCUCGACCUUCUAUGGCUAUGUUUUGUGCCAUACAUUUGGAGUCAAAGCAUGUAUUAUAAUAAAGAGACAUUGGUUCUAUCAGGACAAACCGUUAACAUUUAUUCCCAGAAGUUGAAACAUACAGUACGUUUGAAAAGCAACCAAUUGCCAACAAUUGGUUAUUUGUAAAUAAUGUGGAUACAUCUGCCACAUUAGGUCUUAAAGGGUCUAUGUGUUAUCUCUGCCGCAGUCCUGACCACCAGCGCAUGCCGCUGCCUGGUGCAAAUGCUUGCUACAAAUGUCCCACUCCCAUCCUUUUGCUUCUGUAUUUUCUUGCCAUCAAAUUCAGAUAACUGGCUGACACCGCCACAAUCGGUAAACUCAACAAAAAAAGUCUGUGUACGAAUCAAAUAAGUGAGGACAUGGCUAGUGCAUCUAGGCACAGGUAAGACAUUUAGCAUCUGCUAAGAAGUCAAGAGACUAUGUAAACUGAGACUCAAUUUAUAUUUCACUCCACAAAUACUGCCUCCCCUUUACGCUUUAAAGCUAUUUUCAAACUUAAGUGCCUGCACUGAGUUGUUAACCAUGUUUCAUCCAUUGGUACACAGUAACUGCUUUUUAUAGUCAUGCGUCAGGAAAGCUGAAAUACUACAUAGAUCCUUUAAGAAAGUGUGUGUGUGUGUGGCCAAGUGGAAACCCUCUCGUCAGUCCACAUCGUGCGUGUUGUGUGCACAUUUGGAGGAUAUUGACGGUUUACAUGCAGUCAAACAUAUGAUAAUAAAAAGGGAUUGCCACGGCCAUCCUCAACGGUUUUAUUAGCAAAAUAGCCAAUUCUUGCAGAUGGGCCGCCAAAAUUAAACUUCCUGAUACUGUUGGCGUCUUGGACCAUUAGUUGAAUGGAUGAGAUCACAAUUUCAAAAUUGGGCUCCAGAGUAAGGAAUUAGGAUUUCGAUGACCUUGGUUUGUGUUUGUACAUCUUGUAAUGUUAUUGGACAUCAUUGAGCUUUUAUCCUUGGUUCUUCUUUUAGCAUUAAGAUAGAUAUAAAAAUAAUCAAUCAAUCUCUAUUGAUUGUGCCUGAGUGUGUAGAUGUUGGCCAUGUCUUUAAAAAGUGUAACUGUAAAUAAGGAAGCCAAUAACCGUAACCUAUAUAGUUGGCCACCGGUUACUGUUUAACGAUUUAGACCAAUGGUCCUUCACAAGCCUGCAUGUUAAUGUAGCCAUAUUCAGUUCAGUUAUGGACUUAUUUUUGGUUCAAGGUCACCAGUUUGUAUGUUAAAGGAACACAAAAGGAAGUCUUUACUUCAUUGACAAACUUUUAUCUGACUCGAAUGCCCGUACCAUAGUUCCACUAUUGGUAAGCAUGAGUAAAUGUGACUUUGCAUGACUGGCAAAGGGCUCAGUUGGACUGGCUAACUUGCAUUGUGGUCAGUUUUGAAGGCAUGUUGACUACCAGAAACUAAAUGUAUACAUUUGUUCCAUCUAUGGAUCAAAAUGGUAACCUUAACAUAUUUUUCAAAAAUGUAGUAAUGGAACAACGUUGUGCUUCUGACAAAGCUAACCUUUUUAAAGUCAACAUCCCUGAUAAUGCUAAUGCUAUUUUAGAGCUAAUGUUUGAUAAAGCCAAUGCCAGGCUGUUUAAAUCCAUCACAAAACGGAGAGAAAACAGACCGAAGGUAUUUUGUCCAUCACGUUAAACUGUAAUCGUGUGUUUUGAAUAUUUCAUGCCAUUAGACUGAGGCAGCCUAAGGUGAAUCCUUUAUUUCUUCACAACAGAAUCUUGAGCAUGGUCUAAUCAAAUACAUAGACCGUUUCACUGGCAUUGCUAGGCAACAGAUGUGGUCCAUGUUCACUUCCUGUGUAUGUUUUGAUGGUCAGAAACUAUUAAUUUCCUUGGUUGCUGUGUGUGUAGUUUUCUUGAGCUGGCUGCAACAAAAACUGGGACACAUUUAGAAUGUUUACGCUUGAAACUGAAAUGGUCAAUAUCCGUUAACGUUACGUUUACCUUUUAUUCUCAGUGCAUGGCUGCAUCAUUUAUUUAAUUACGUUUUUGUUAUUGUAGAGGACUUGCCUUUACAUCAGCGAUUAUUAACUUAAACAACAUUGUAACUGUAAAUGUUCAAAAGAGCAUUGUAGAAGAAAAGGAAUAUGUAUCAGAUUAUUAAAUAUAAUACUUAGUUGCAGGCUGCAGCCCUAUAAUACAUUUUAAAAUGUUGCUGUUAAUUCAACAUGAAUGCAGUCAUGAUUUUUUUUUUUUUUUUGUAGAGCUGCAUGACACUAGUGUUGCAUAUCAGUCAGCAAACACCCGAUGUUGGAAAACCGAUAAAUCCUACUUUUGCACAAGUUGUACUUUGUACUGUGAAGAGCAUUCCUUGUGCUGGACCUGUAAGAAGACAAGAAAUCCAGAGUUUGCCCAAAGCAAGGUAAACCGCAUCAAUAUGGCGCUAUUGCAGUGGAACAUGUGGCCCGUCUCUGCUCUGCCUUUUCCCCUUUUUGUUAUAGAAAAAUUCCCAUUCUCCAGUUUGUGAAUUCCCCUUUACAUCUUGUCACUUCACAAAAGGAAAACUGAUUAUUGGUUUAAUAAUCUAAUACUAUUUUACACUGUGAAUUCUAAUUGAAUAUUGUGUUGCACAGAUACAUUAUGUAGCUGAAUGCAUAAACCAACAUGGCUGAAAGAAGUAUCUCUGUAUUUAUCUGUUGGUAAAAACAGAGCCUUACUGUGUUACUUGGGUACAGCCGGGGACACAGUGCUUUCAUUGUAUUUUCCUCAGAUAUGGCUUCAAUUUGUUGUUUUCACACUGAUUCAUAUCAUUACCAUUUAGAGCCCAUUGACCAGCACCUUUCUGCAUUUCAGGAUACUAUGUGUUAAGCUGUAGUUGCAUUAAUGUCCUCUGUGGCAAUAUUACAAGACUCAAGAGGCCACAAACGGUAUUAAAAGAAAACGGAACAUUUAACAAUGUUAAUUAUACGCCUGUCAUGGCUGCCUUCUGCCCAAGAUGCGCCUUCAAAACGGGGAACAAUUAAAGCAUAAUUGAACAAUUGACUUACCAAAUUUGUUUUUAAUGUUGAUGGUGAGCUACCCUCUGACAUUUGGAUCAAAGAUUGUAACAAAAUUCUGUAAAUUGUAAGGCCUGCUAUAUAAAUAAACUGUCAAAUUAUGAACAUGUUAUCAUAUGAAAGAACAACUUUUAAAACCCUCAUUAAGGGCUUCCUGCAGCUGAAAUUAACAUUUUUACUCUGCUGCCCAAUCUGGCCUCUCCCCAUGAAUCAUGUCAGUACCUGUUCUGAGGUAUUUUGACAUCCCUUUGGCAGCAAAUGGACACUGGCUUGCCUCAGCAAGCAUUUCUCAGAGUUGUGUGGUAGGAGGAGACGGGCUGUAAAAGUGAGUGUAAGUAUUCUUGUAUUAAUUACAACUUUUAAGAUUGAGCACAUUUCAUUUUAAAGUGUAAUUGUUUCACUUGAUUGUUAUUUUUUUAUUGUUUUUAUAUGGAAAUGGAGAAUAUGAUGAGAGAGAUGAAGCAGGGCUCUUUGUUUUUUUUUCCUGGCACUAGCUUGACUGAUUCUGUCGACUGCUGAAGGUGUAUUUACAUUAUGUGUAGUUGACAAAAGUCUCCUUACAACAGUACAGCUUUUGAAACUUUUUUAAUAAUGCUUACAUUUUUAAGACCAAAAAGAACAAAGUGGCUUUCAGUCUUAGAUUUGGAGUCACUUGUAUAGUGGUCUUUUGUAAAUGAUAAUUGUCCAAUGGCUGACUUUGAUCAUCAUUUGGACCUACAACUGGAUGACCGCAAUGCAUCCUGUAGUAGUUCUGUAGCUUUAAAAUGUUUUGUAGCAUUUCUCCUGUGCACCGUAUGAUGUACCCUGCACUAUAACUAUAAAUAUAAGGAUUGCUUUGUUAUAAAAAAUAUCCAAAGUAAAUCCUCUCCUUCAUUUGGCAUCUGAAAACCCUGCAACACACAUCUGAAGUGGCUGCAAAACGGAAGACUACAGACAUUGGUAAUAGAAUUGGAUAUCAUGGAGUGUUCAUCUGUAAUGUUGCGUGUGUUUGUCAUGUACAUUUUUUCUUUAACAGGUUUGACCAGCUUUAAAGAUUUGUGGCUGUAGUGUGGAAUCAGGAAUGCUUUAGAAAAGAAACCUAAACACCGGACUUCUUUCUUAAGGUUCACAAUAGGAUAGUCAACUUUUUCUUGGUUGACAAAUUCUACUUACUCUUCAUUUAAUGGACUGGUCCCUGGGGGGGGGAACUACGCUUUUUCCUGAGGCCAGCAUUUUUAUUUUUUUUAUUUGCCAUGGAAUGGAUGAAUAUUUACUCUAUGGUACAUGAUGAGGUGCCUAUUUAUCUGUGCUCUGCACAUUUGGCAUUUUCUUUUCUGGUUGCAGAGAGUUAGUGUGUAACUGGGUAAAACACUUCACUCAACACUGGCGCUAUUUUACCCAGAUGUCCAAUCACAGUGAAGGAGGGGUGGGACAAGCGACAACAAUUAAGUAAAAAUGUAUACAGCUGGCCACAGACCAGGGGUGCGUCCUCUCUCCCUACAUGACUUAGCCUUCCCUUCAUCCAGGGCAAGGACUCUACCUUGUGCCGACAUUUUUACUUUUGCGGAUAUUCUAGAGAAGGCUACAAAAGUAACACCAGAGAUUGUCCGACCAGUGAGAAUUUGGUUGGACAAGAACAUGUCGACCAACAAUUGGAAGGUGUCAGCCCUCAUUCACAACAGUACAAUAUAUAGAUGAUUAAAACUAUGAUGCCAACACAUUUACCUUUUUAACCCAGUGUCUCAUGGAUACACAGUUGGGUAAUGGUGCUGAUUUAGCUUUGUGGCAUUCUUCUUGUGAGGUAUUUUGUAACCCGGGAGAUUGAACGACUACACAGUGUAGUUUUAUUUUUUAUUUUUUGAAAGACAAGAAGAUGACUAAAAUGCAGUUCCCCCUUGAUUUAUUUUUUAUUAUACCUCGCCCAUUGGCAAAUGGCCACUGCUGCUGUCGGACAAACACAGACUAGAUCUAAUGGCGCAUUCACUUAGAACUUGUAAGAUCAUGGUGCAAUCAAAGUUAUUGUAAAAACUAGUGAUUAUUCAUUUAACAGCAAUUGAUCUGGUAAAAGGAGUUAUAUUCAUAAGCUAUUGGUAUGACAUUUUAAAUUUAUUUAAAUUUGGCCAUAUUGUCAAACAAGAAAUUAUUAAAUGUCAUGGACUGCUUUGUGCUCUAUUUUUUUUGUUUAUGCUCUAUUUUUAUUUAUUUAAAGUUUCGGUUUAGGCACUGACACCUUUUUUGAAAGUAUACUUUUAACUCUGGUGUUGGAAAAACAAAUGAUAUCCAACCUUAGCUGUCACAGGAGGAGAGCAUAGACUGUAGGCUUCCUUCAACCUGCCUCAGCUCCAUCUAGGCUCCACCUCUUUGCCCAUUUUUGUAUUAGACGUCAGUACUGCGAAGAUGGCGACGGCCUGACCCACUGGGAGCUGUCCACUUUGAGCUUCAUUUUGACUCUUUGGGUGACGUCCCAGAGACUAUGUCCAUAUUUUAUAGAGAAUUCUUAACAAAUAAGUUUAGUCUGGAACCAGUUUACAACCAUUUUUGUUUGUUAAUCAAUGCUGGUGUAUUUAUUUUUAAGAUUACAGCCAAAAAAAGCUUUAAUUUACCUAGCAACGUUCACCAUUGAGGUUAUUCCAGAUUUGAUUUUUGAAUAGCUAGUUACGUUUAUUUUGUAGAUUAAUUUUCUUUCUUUUUUAUUAACAAUUUUUACCUUUUUAACAUACAAUUAGCAACAUGAACACAUCCAGAUGACCGCAACCACAACACUCAAGACCAUCCAACAAAACACUAACAAAAUUGACAACAAACCAAGAAACAUGUAUAAAUGACAACACCAUAAGCCCAUCAUGCACGUUUCUCCCUAGCACACAACUUCUUAGGAGCCCUCCAGAAAGCUCAGGCAUUUUUUUAGUAUAGACAUCCAAUCUAGAAUAUUUUUUGACAUUUUUUUUCAAACGCUGCCACCCUAGCCAUCUCACAAGCCCACUCUUGAAUUGAUGGCACCCCUUCAUUCCUCCAUCCUCUUAAAAUAAUCUCCAGUCCAGAUAUCAUUAAACUAGUCUGGACCCAGCUUCUUAUGUGCUUAUCCACCUUCUUAGGAUUGCCCCACCUCCCAGAACAAAUAAUCUUGGGCUGAAUGGAACCUGGGUCCCUGACAUAGGUUAUCAUGUAUCCCUGUCCAAUAUUACUGGACCUUAUCACAGGACCAUAGGACAUGAAGUAAAUGGCCGUCCUCUAUCUUACAUUUUCCAACUAUUUAGUGUCUUUCAGACCAAUUCUAAACCGUCUAGAGGGAGUCCAAUAGAAGCGAUGCAUAAUCUUGAACUGAUUGAGGCGUACCCUCAGAUCGCGUGACAUGGUUUUAAUAUUCCUACAGAUUCUGUUCCACUCCUCAUCAUCCAGUGUAAUACUCAGAACCCUUUCCCAGGUCUUUUUGAGGGCUGUCCAGGCUCCAUCCCCCAGGUUCCACAUAAGCAUAGAAUAAUACCCCAAAGCCUCAUGACCUUUCCAUAUUUCAACAACACCUUAUCUAAACGUUCUGGUGUCUUCGGGGUUGAAGAACUGGAACCAAAAAUCCCCCGAAACAGAUGGCGAAGUUGCAAAUAUCUAAAAUAAAAAUGGAAAAAAUUUUCAAAUUGCUCUACCACAUCCUCAAAGGAUUUCAAUAUGCUACCAAGAUCCCACAGUGUGGCAAUUCCCUUUUCUAACCAAUCCUUGAGCCUUUAAUCACUUGUAAAGAGUGACAAGGAGAAUGGCACAACAAAAUACCUUUGGAGUCACUUAUGUAGUGCUCUUUUGUAAAUGGUGACUGCCAAGUGUCUGACUCAAUGGAGAGAUUUUUAACUGGAUUUUCUGACUAAAAUAUAACAUAAUGGAAAAACUAGAGUGGGGCGGAAAGGCAAAAGUCAGACUUUGAAACUUUGAAGUUAGUAAGACAGUUAUUUAAAAAGAUUGAAGUUGAAUCCACAGCUCACAAUUAGUAUUAAGUAUUUAAGCAACAUUAUUAAGCUAAUUUAGGGCUUUGGUAGUCAAAAAGAUGUUCUCCACACAGCAUCUGACAUUCUGCAAAAUAGUACAAGUGCUCAUUGACGUGACCUAAGUGUAACUUUUAAAACUUGUAAUGUUAUGUCUGUGUGUUGGUGUUGUGUACAAUUUGUUUUUCUUUAACAGGUUUGACCAUCUUUAAAGGUGUUGGACUAUGAGAAGGAACUUUCCAAACCAAGAAAUUCAAAGUCUGUAGCUUCUUUUCUUGUUAAUGAAACACUGUUGAGGACCAAACGGCACCUAUUUUUGAAAGAUACAUUUAUUGAUUUAUUACAGGUGGUGGCUCAAUAGCUUAAGGCUGUAGUGUGACUUUAUCAUUUGGCCAUUCUUCUUGCACAAAUAAGAUUGAACCGACUGUGCAAAGAUCACUAAACCACCCCUACUGCAGCACAUUUUGACUUUGUGACCUUUUGACACUGAAAUUUUUUUUUAAGACUAGUUCAUCAUCAAUAUUUCUUUAAAGAUAGCGCUUAACAGACUACACAGUAAGUACAUAAGAUUUGGAGCAGGGGAGUCCCCUCUGGCCAACACAUUUAGACUUUGCGUAAAGUAAUAAUAGUAUUUUUGAUGACAUUCUUAAAGCAAAGUUCUUUAGGAACUAUUUAGCAACUCUAUUCAGGAGAUUUUAAACAGGUAUGUCCACUUAUAUUGCCAACACAUUUUGACUUUAUUGGAGUAAAAAUGUGAACCAAACGUUGAUGCUGUUGGAGGUUCACUCCAAUGUAGAGGGACAGGGACUUGUAGCAGCAAAUUUUGAUGGCGUAAACAUGGAAAUCAAAGCUUUGUCACUGACAUUUUUCAAGAGAAGUUCUUUGUCGAGUUUUAUAUAAUGGCAGAUUUAAGCCCACUUGACAGUCUACACAGUGACCAUUUAGGAGUUUCAGAACAGGGAGGCCCCUUAUUGCGGACACAUUUUAAUAGAAUCAUUGGAGUAAAAAUUGAAAGCAAAGCUUUGACAGUGACAUUCUUUUAAAAGAACUUUAGUCAACAGACCAUAAAGUAACUAUAUAACGUAGAGGUUCGAAACAGGGAUUGUUCCUUUUGCAACUAGGCCUGGGCGAUAUGGCCAAAACUUCUAUCCAGAUAUAGGUCAUUUCAUAUCUCAAUAAUGUUAUAUAUCACUAUAUAGCAUGGUUUCUGCUAAUUCAAUAAAUCUAUAUGAAAUAACUGGAAGGUAAAGCCUAUUUUUUUGUAAACUCCUGUGUGAAUUAAAUAUGUGACAAAUUAAAAGUACAGAGCAUUUUCUCAUUUUAUUAAAAACUUAAGUGCAAAAAAUAUAACCUGCAAGAAUCAGAAUAUAAAGCGCCGUCCAAAUGAUAGCGAUAGAAACUAUAGAAAAAUAUAUGCGAUGGGACAUUUCAAUAUCAUUUGACGACCUAAAUCGACAUAUCGCCCAGCCCUAAUUGAGUGACCUUCUUUUGAUAGAACUUUAUAGACAACAGAGGUUCGGAACAGGGAUUUCCCCUUUUGCAACACAUUUUGACUUUGUGUCAUUGAAGUAAUAAUUAAAAAGCAAACUUCUGACACUGAUAUGCCUAAAGAGAAGUUCUUAAUCGAGAUUUGUUUAAAGGCCUCAUUGCUUUUAACCCCGUCAACACCCAUAUUUGUUCUUUUGUGGAGAAUUCCUGACCCUGAAAGCUGUUGGUAAAAACUGCAAGUAGUAGGCCUGACCGACCUAUUCACCAUCUACCUGAGGCAGGAAGUCCCAUGCACCUUACGGUUGAAGAGAGGAUGGUGUGUUUGUGUGUUUGACUGUAUGUGUCUGUUUUUGUUUGUGUUUGAGCGUGUGUGUUGAUGUCUCUGGGUAAAUGAGACGUGAAUUAGCUGCUGUCAGCCAGCUUAUCAAAGACAGGCCGACCCAGUCCACAGUAGAGGCUCUUCUCUGCAGUUGGGUUACAUUGGCGAUGAGUAGUUCUGCAGAAGUCAGUGGACAGUAAAGCCUGGACUUGUUUGCACUGCAGCCAGAGGUAUGCUUACACAGAUCAGCUGCACAAGUAAGGUAAGUGUCCCAUCCAUGUUUACAAUACAAGAUGCACAGUUCUCUCAAAACUCUUCUCUGUCCUCUCUUACACCACAUCACUGCUCACAGUGACGUUUACAGGGCUUCUGGCAUCACACUUGCAAAGAAUGGCAUCACAGUGCAGAUUUCUGUUCUUCAACCUUUUUGUGCGUGGAUGUAUAGCUCGUGCAGUGUGUGUGUGUGUGGUUGUAGUACUUUGGCUUCUCUGUAUGUAUGCAUGAAAGGUACUAUGUAUGGACUGCUGAGUCACUGGUUCAACACUAGUUUCUAACUAGAGGUGUGCGAUACAGUGCUACUGUCAUGAACACUAGAAGUCAAGAGAAGAGUAACCGGUUUUUAUUUUCGGUGCUUGAAGUAUUCAAGCAACAAACAUGUAUUUAGUCAUUUUUAAAGCAUUAGAAAGCUACAACCUUGUACAACAGUACAAAAUAUAUCAGUUCUCAUUCAGCUUGUGCUGAUUUCUUUGGUGAUGUUUGCUGAACUUUUUUGCCAAAUUAAAAUUAGCUUUGGUAAUAGGCAGGUUGUUUGCAACAAUGAACGGGGGGGAGGGAGUCAACGAAGCCCAACUCAUAGAUGCCGUUUUCUACGGUCUGUUUUUUUUUGGGGGGGGUAGUUUUGUCUUUGUGCUGCACCUCUUUUACAUCUUUAACAAUUUAAAUAGUGCUGAUCAAAAACUACAGAAAUGUAUUUCUGGUUUGAUACCAGUUUUAUAGAUUUGAGUAGCUUUUUGUCUUUUCAGAAAUAUAUAUAUAUAAAUAUAAUAAAUUUAAAGUACAGUAGUCCUAGUGUGGAUUGUUGAACCAUGGAAAAUUCUAAAAAUCAUUCAAAAUGUUAAAGAAGUUUGCACUUUCACUCAGUUAUGUAAACAUGGCAUUGACCUUUAGUAACUGACAAAACUGCUCUAUCUGUUGUCACCACUCCUGUCCUCUGUCUCUGGCUGUGAAAUGUCUGUAAAAAUGUAAACGAUAUGCUGUGGUACCGGGUUGGAUCUCUUUGCAGCUUUGAAGUGAAACGUAACAUACUGCUUGGGUUGCUCUGGGUGGGGAUGUAGAAAAUGUAUACUGCUCAAUGCAGUUUGCGGUUUUAUCCGUAGACCACAACCUUUUGUGACUUCUUAGGUUUGGUUAGAUGGAGUAUUUUUUGUUUAAUUUUUUUUGUCAUGAAAAAUGCACUAAACCCACACAAGUUAUGACUUCAUUUCCUGAGUUCAUGUUUAGCAGUUUCUCUUCACUUUCCAUACGUCUGUCUAUAAACUUUGGAUUUACUAUAUCACCUAGACCUUUCUUGGAGUCAUAGCUUAGUCAACUCUCAACUCGACAUUAUGUACAUUAUGUAAGAUUCAGUGUUACUUGCGCUUCCCAAGGAUAUCGCAUUUUUGAUCUCCAUCACAAGUGAACGCCCAUAAAUCUGCUUAGGAAUCAUAGAAAAAAAAAAAACCUUAUAACUUCAGUCCUGAGAAUCAUCACAUUUAUGAAGUUGUCAUAAGUAU